Labrus bergylta (ballan wrasse) is the source of this 3140-nucleotide messenger RNA. RefSeq names its product coiled-coil-helix-coiled-coil-helix domain containing 3b (gene chchd3b). Gene Ontology annotation, biological process: inner mitochondrial membrane organization. Gene Ontology annotation, cellular component: MICOS complex; mitochondrion. NCBI's taxonomy places the organism in Eukaryota, Metazoa, Chordata, Actinopteri, Labriformes, Labridae. The record is from RefSeq and is a predicted model, not a curated record.
CUGCUGUUGGCACAUAGCGGUGGGAGUGGCAGAUAGUUGCAGCAGCACGAGUAGAUCCCAAGUGAGCAGUAUUAAAUCCACGCUUUGUGGAUUAAAACAUCUCCAGUGAAGUCACAGAGCUGGUCGUGGCGUGUAGCUGCAAGGAUGGGGGGAAACAGCCCGAGUCACUUCUCCCACGAGGAGGGAGCAGGUGGGGGAGUUACGUUUGUGAAGGGCAUUCGGCUGUCGGACAAAGUCAUCAACAGGAUGAAGCAGUCGUCAAAGGUCGCCUUUCCUCACUCACAGAAUGAAAGUCCUCCUCCUCCACAUGUAACACAAACAUCCACCCCAGUCCCCGCCCCUUCUGUUGAAACCCCGCUACCUAUCCUGACACCACCGCCUCCAUUCAUUGCUGCUCCACCUCCUCAGGAAGCCCCAUCCUUGCCUCCGUCGGUGGAAUCUGCCUUUCCUGUGAAACUCGUCCCUCCUCCACCUGUCACGUUUCACACUCUUCCGCCACCUACUUCCCUAGAGGUGGAAGCCCCGCCUCCACCUGCAGAACCAAAAUGUCCUCCUGCGACCGACCCUGUUGUCUCAGCACUUUCUCCACCUCCAUCGCUACUUACUCCACAAGUAGAAGUACCUGUGGAGCCUCCACCCUCUGUAGUGGAGCCAAAAGUCCUGCUUUCUGUUGAAUCCUCCAUCCCACCUCAUGUUGAACCAGAAGCACCACCUGCACCAAUAAUAACAGAACCAAUAGUUCCUCCAGUUAACGUACCUCCACCUGUGGAUACAUUCCCUGUGGCUGUAACUUCACCCGAACCUUUCACUACAUCUCUACACCCUGAAAUUGUUAAAGAAACACCUCCAACCGUUAUCAAACCUGUUGAAGCUCCCUCUGUUGAACUCGUUUCCCCGCUCCAAGCCACUGCAACUCCAGCUGAACCUCCAACUGUUUUCGAACAAGUUGUAGCUCCCUCUGUUGAACCUGCAGUCUUACCUCCACCUGUGGAGUCCCUUCUUACAUCUGUAUCUCCACCUGAACCUUUAGCUCCAUCUCUACCUUCUGAACCAACACCACCUACUGUUAUUGAACCUCUCGUCCUUCCUCCACCUGUGGAGUCCCUACCAGUCAUUGUUUCUCCACCUGAAGCUUCAGCGCCAUCUCUACCCUCUGAACCAACACCACCUACUGUUAUUGAACCUCUCGUCCUUCCUCCACCUGUGGAGUCCCUACCAGUCUCUGUAGCUCCACCUGAAGCUUUAGCUCCAUCUCUGCCUUCUGACCUUGUGACGCCAACACCUCCGAAUGCUUUCGACCCAGUUGUAGCUCCCUCUGUUGAGUCUGUUGUCCUACCUCCACCUGUUGAGACGUCUCCAGUUGAUUUAGCUCCACCCAAACCUUCAGUUCCAUCUCUGCCUCUAAUAGAGAAACCAACAUCUCCAGCUUUUAUAGAACCCGUUGCAGCAGCUUCUUCUGUCGCACCUGUUGAACCUGUUGUUCUGUUGACGCCACCAGAGGAAAAAGUCCAACCUCCACCUACUGUUGAAUUCACACCAUCUGAACCAAUAACUCCACCUUCUCCUGUUGAUACAGCUCCAGUUGAGGUGGUAGUUUUACCCCCACCAGAGGACAUUAACCUUGGGGAGCCCGAAGUGACACUUUUUGCGGUUGAAGAAGUGCCUCCAUUUGUGGUCCCGGCUGUAGAUGCACCACCGCCAAGUGAACCAGAACCAGUCCCCGCACCAUCCCCUGCUGCUCCAGAGUUCACACCUCCACCCUGUCACUCUUUGGAGCUGGCCCUUGUACCUGCUGAUGCCCCUGUAAGUGAACCGUUUGUAGAACCUCAAGCGCCACCUCCACCUGAUCCAGCUCCACCUGCUGAGGUGCCAACAGUGACCCGGUCUCUUCUGCCUGUCGUCGAGGAUGAAGCACCUGCUGUCGCCUCCGUGCCUCCAGCCGCAGCAGCUUUGUCUGCGUCUCCUGAAGAGGUGGAGGAAGGAAUGCGGCAGAAGAUCAAAGAGGAGAUGCAGAGGAGUCUGGAGGAGGAAAUCAACCUGAGGAGGAUGGAGCUGCAGCGACAACUGGAGGAGCUGAGGGCUCAGGCUGCAUUGGAUGCCGCCGCAGCAGCUCAGGCUCAGGUGGAGGAGCAGGUGAAGAAGACGCUGGACGGGGAGAAGUCUGCUAACAUGGAGAACCUGAAGGAGGCCAUCAUGAAGGAGCGGAUGAAAACAGAAGAUCAGAGGCUCAUGGUGCAACUUUAUUGGAUGGAGGUGAAGGCUCAUCAGCUGGACGAGAGGGAGAAAGAUUUAAAGAAACGAAACACUCUCUACAAGGAACAUGUUGCCAAACUUGAAAAAAAGUGCAGUGAAUUCUAUAAAGUGACUGCUGAGAGUUUCCAGAAAGGCAAAGAGGAGACCAACAACCGUUUUAAUCGUUUUAACAUCCAGCCAGUGUGUGGAGACCUGCAGAGUCAGAUUUUAAAAUGCUACAAGGAGAACACAGGAAAGACUCUGUCCUGCUCCAGCAUUGCCUCAGCCUACAUGCAAUGUGUGGACAACGCCAAGAAGAACAAAUUGAGCCCUGGAGGUUAACACCAUCUGAAAGCUUUGCUGUUUCAGGAGUAUCCACUUCAGCCUUUACUGGAAGAAACGGUGCCAUAAAACACUCCAGCUUUGGUGCCUUGUUUGCAUCCUCUCUGGUUCUUGGGAUCAUUUUUAAACCAAAUGUGCUCCAACACUGAUAGAUAGAUCAUUGCAUUUUAAGAGCUUGUGUUUGUCAAAAAAAAAAAGGACAAAGUGCUGAAGAUUAGGGUUUGUUGGUUGAAUUACAGUAAGGUGUUUUCUAUGAGAUAUAUAUUAUAUACAGAAUGAGAUCUGUUAAUCUUUAUCUAUGUGUGCCUUAAAGUUAUUAUGAAAGAUUAUUAAGUGAUGGCAAAUGCAUGAAGGAACACUACAAUGGGGAUGAGAGUGUGAUGUAUCAAAGACUGGUGUGUUUUAGGUUAUUGUUCUGUACAUAAAUUAUUUCAGGGACUUUUUCUGGUGCAUGGAAAUAAAAAAAUAGUUCUCUGUAAACUGUGUUGUAAAAGUACAUGAGGUGACCCACAGCAGAAGUCUAUAAACCACAUUCACCAAUGAUGAUUAAAAGGAAACAUAAUUUA